AUGAGCAGGGCUAAGGAGUUGCAAGAGAAGCUGGACUUGCAAGCGAAGCUGCAACUGGCGUUCAGCAAGAAGUCCGCGAGCGUGGCCGCAUGGUUGGAGGACACACCGCUGCAGGACGCGAGCAAGAGCGCAGCACACCUCCGGGACUCACGGGACCAGUUCUUCCAUCUGCCUGUGAUGCAGACGGGCAGCGGGUUGAACAUGACCCAGCGGGCAGGUGAUGGACCCUCAGAUCAAACAGAUAUACACACUGUCGGCGAGUUCAUCGACUCGGACAAGAAAGUCAGCUCGCUGGGCAAGAAGAAGCGGAGGCCUGUGCCCACCGCUGGCGGUAGUAGUAUCCACCGCGUCAGCAAGGACGACACGGGCGCCAUGGUCGCGCUGAAGCGGAAGAUGCGCACCGCACAGCGUGCAGCAAUCCGCGCAGACCCUCAAAGAACUACUAGAACUACUACAUCUGCCCAAGCAGACUCUGAAGACGACGACGACGACCGGCCGCCCGCACAGACACAAGGCAAGAAACAUUCCCAACUGCUCUUCCAGAGCAAGAAGCACAAACGCAGCCGAAACUGA
Huiozyma naganishii CBS 8797 is the source of this 573-nucleotide messenger RNA. It is a transcript of the gene NOP19, whose product is annotated as Nop19p. Gene Ontology annotation, biological process: ribosomal small subunit biogenesis. Bases 1 to 573 code for a protein of 190 amino acids. The transcript has a single exon. The record is from RefSeq and is a predicted model, not a curated record. NCBI's taxonomy places the organism in Eukaryota, Fungi, Ascomycota, Saccharomycetes, Saccharomycetales, Saccharomycetaceae. Gene Ontology annotation, cellular component: 90S preribosome.